GAAAACAAUACAAAUCCGCCACCAGGAACAAACUUUUUUUGUCUUGUUUCAGUCAGGAUGGUAAAUAGGACCGUACUACUUCCGCUGGAAGUUGAUCGGUGAUUGAAAGCAGAUACUUACAUGCUGUGCCUCAAGACUGAGCCAUCGCCAUGUCCACUCUGCCCCCCGACCACCAUCCACUCUCGUCAUAUUUCGGCCAGGUGGUUAUAGGCCCCCCAGGAUCAGGAAAGACAACAUAUUGCUUGGGUAUGCGGGACUUUCUGGGGAAGCUGGGGCGAAAGGUGGCCGUGGUGAACCUGGACCCUGCCAACGAGGCGCUGCCCUACACCUGUGCCGUGGAUAUCUCGGAGCUGGUGACCCUCGAAGACGUCAUGGAGGGCCUGAAGCUUGGACCCAAUGGCGGUCUCCUCUACUGCAUGGAGUACUUGGAGGCCAACCUAGACUGGCUGGAAGACAAGCUCAGGCUCCACCGUGACUGCUAUUUCCUGUUCGAUUGUCCAGGCCAGGUGGAACUCUACACCCACCAGAGUUCGGUCAAAAACAUCUUUGCCCAGCUGGAAAAAUGGAACUUCAGGCUGACAGCUGUUCACCUGGUGGACUCACAUUACUGCGCAGACCCGGCCAAGUUUAUCUCGGUGCUCUGCACGUCCCUGUCUACCAUGCUGCACGUGGAGCUUCCCCACGUCAACGUGCUCUCCAAGAUGGACCUCAUUGAGCAGUACGGCAAGCUGGCAUUCAACCUGGACUUCUACACUGAGGUUCUGGAUCUCUCCUACCUCCUGGAGCAUUUGGCGUCUGACCCAUUCUUUAAAAAGUUCCUUCGCCUGAACGAGAAGCUUGCCGAGGUCAUCCAGGAUUAUGGAUUGGUGUCAUUCGUGCCGCUCAAUGUGCAGGAUAAAAGCAGCAUGACCCAGGUGCUGAGGACUGUUGAUAAGGCCAACGGCUACUGUUUCGGGGACAUUGAGGAAAGGAACCUGACAGCCAUGAUGUCCUCUGCCGUCGGAGCUGACUUCCACUUUGACCACACUCUGGGAGUCCAGGAAAAGUACAUAGAACCAGGCAAUAGGACAGUGGAGGAUGAGGUCAAGGGCCUGAAGGGUCCAAGUGGAGCAAGAGAGGAGCCCUGAUUCAGCUCCCGCCUGCAGGCCGGCCAGCAAACCAUGGCGAGAGUGUGGCCAAAAGCACGGGGUCUGCAGAGAUCAGGCCUGAAACGGAGAGUAAUGCUCAGUUCCUCCACCUGCAGGACUUUAUAAGUAGCUGCAGGAAUUUCAGCAGAUGGCUAAAUCCCUGUGCAAAAGAAGAGAAGGUCGAUGCAUUUUAAUAGGGGUCAGCGUCCUGAAACGGCCUGACGUCAAGCUCUUAUCACCCUUCUGAUGCAUAAGAACUUUUGUAGUUUCGUUACUGCUGAUGGGAAGCUUGAGGAAGCAGCAGCUAAGGAGAUGUUAAAGCAGCGGUAGGUGUAACGGAUGUGAUGUGUAACAGAUGUGAUGUGUAACGGAUGUGACUUGCAAGGGAAGGCAGCUAUGACAUCUGUUCCCAGAUCACCUCCUUCAUGCAGAGUUCAGGCCACUGAGGUUUGUGUCGUUUUCUUACUGAAUUAUCGCUUGUACGCAACAUCCUAGGAUUCUACUACUGUAAAAAAAAAUAAAAAAUUGUGCUUAAUAAAUUUCACUUUUCAAGGCAUUUCGGAUGUUUGUUUCUUCUAAGUUGUCGUUUUACAACAAAGAAUAAUUACUUCUUUUUUCUGUUUAUUGCGACUGAACCAUCUUAAUGUUCAAAUGAAGAGUGUAUUAGAAGCCAAUUACAUGUGCAGCGUAAUAAAAACGUAUUUCUUAUAAUGA
Messenger RNA from Brienomyrus brachyistius, 1841 nucleotides. RefSeq names its product GPN-loop GTPase 2 (gene gpn2). Gene Ontology annotation, molecular function: GTPase activity. The transcript has 6 exons. Gene Ontology annotation, cellular component: cytoplasm. The record is from RefSeq and is a predicted model, not a curated record. NCBI's taxonomy places the organism in Eukaryota, Metazoa, Chordata, Actinopteri, Osteoglossiformes, Mormyridae. The coding region runs from base 150 to 1127 and encodes 325 amino acids.